CUCCUGAUUCUAAUGCACGAAUCUCCACUUGAAUGAAACCCCUUUUCUCCUCCUCCAUUCAAAACCCAACCCAAUUCUUAAUCUUCCCGCUCAAUCUUCGCCUCCAAAUCCCCCAUUUUUUACGAUCACUCUCAUCUUCAACCUCCGCCGGAAAACCCAAAUGGAAUUCGCUCGCCAACGUCUUCAUUUCCAACCCAACUCUGCUAAUUUUACAAUCAUGCUCUUCCAUGUUCCAAUUGAAGCAAAUUCAUGCUCACAUGACUUGCACUGGCCUCAUGAACCAAAUCUUCCCGGCGAGCCGCGUCGUAGCUUUCUGCGCGCUCUCCGAUUCCGGGGACAUGCGCUACGCCCAUUUCGUUUUCGCUCGAAUCGAAAAACCCAACUGCUUUUUAUGGAACACCAUGAUUAAGGGUUACUGCAGCGCCGGAAAUCGUUCAAUGGGGUUCUCAUUUUUCCGCCAGAUGAUUCGGAACCGCGUCGAAUUGGAUUGUGGGAGCUUCGUUUUCGCGCUCAAGGCGUGCGGCCAAUUCGCGGGAGAAAUAGAGGGAAUGGCGGUGCAUUGUGUGAUUUGGAAAUUGGGGUUUGAUUCUGAAUUGCUGGUUCGAAACGGGUUGAUUCAGUACUAUGUUGAAACUGGGUACCUUUUCUUUGCACGCCAAGUGUUUGAUGAAAGUUCUGUGAAGGAUGUUGUUACCUGGACGACGAUGAUCAAUGGGUACACAACACACAAUUGUUUGGAUGAAGCCAUAACGUUAUUCGAUUCGAUGUUGUCAAGUGACGUUGAACCGAAUGAGGUCACAAUGAUUACUCUGCUUUCUGCUUGCUCACAAAAGGGAGAUUCUAUAAUGGGGAGGACUCUCCAUGAAUAUAUAAUGAGGAAGAACAUAAGGUGUAGUGUUAAUUUGCUCAACACAAUGUUGGAUAUGUAUGUGAAAUGUGGCUGUUUGGUUACUGCUAGAGAGAUUUUUGAUAGAAUGGAAUGUAGGGAUGUUUUCUCAUGGACUAGCUUGCUCAAUGGAUAUGCUAAAAAUGGAGAUUUGGAAUCUGCAAAGAAGCUGUUUGAUGAGAUGCCUGAAAGAAACAUUGUUUCUUGGAAUGCAAUGGUAGCUGGUUAUUCCCAAAACAGUCAGCCAAUGGAAGCUUUGAAGCUAUUUCAGAACAUGGUGGAUGUUUUUGGAUUGGUUCCAACAGAGGACACUUUGGUCUGUGUUCUUUCUGCUUGUGGCCAAUUGGGAUGCUUGGGAAUGGGCAAAUGGAUUCAUGACAAUUAUGUCAAUAAAAUUGGAAUUCAAGUUAGUUUGAUUCUGACUAAUGCAGUAAUAGACAUGUAUGCCAAAUGUGGGAGUAUUGAUGCAGCUGCAAAUCUCUUCCACUCCAUGCCUGAGAAAAAUCUGGUCUCCUGGAACUCCAUGAUUUCAGGAUAUGCAUCUCAUGGCCAUGCCGAGGAAGCUCUCACUCUUUUUGACCGAAUGAAACGCUCGGGACUAAAACCAGACCACAUCACCUUCGUCGGCGUCCUAUUGGCUUGCAGUUACGGCGGGUUUGUUUCCGAAGGUCAGGAGCAUUUCAAAAGCAUGGAGAGAAGCCAUGGAGUCGAACCGAAGAGGGAACACUACGCCAUCAUGGUGGAUUUGCUCAGUCGAGUCGGGCUGUUGACAGAAGCUUACGAGUUAAUAUUGAAGGUGCCGAUGGAAGCAAGUGAAGGGGCAUGGGGAGCUCUGCUCGAUGCUUGUAGGAAGCAUGGGGAUGUGGAAAUGGCUAAGUUAGCAGCUGAGAAGCUUCUGGAAUUGGAUCCUGAGGACAGUGGGAUUUAUACCCUUUUGGCAAAUAUUUGUGCUGAUGGGAAGAAAUGGAAAGAUGUGAGAAUGGUGAGAAGGAUGAUGAGAGAGAGAGGGGUGAAGAAGGUUCCUGGGCAUAGCUUGAUAGAGGUUGGAGGUAAGUUUCAUGAGUUCUUAGUUGCUGAUACUUCUCACCCUCAUUCUUCACAAGUUUAUAGAGUGGUAAAUGAGUUGCUUUUGUUGUCUAGUUUGGUAGAUCUUGAGCCUCAAGAAAAUGGAUGAUUCUUUUGCAAUUGCUUGGAAUAUUUGUUAUAUUGAGAAUCUGUGUUGAUAUUUAUUCCAUGGUUAUUGGGAUAUAUAUAUGAUGGUAAUGUGGCCAUAGAAUGUAGCAUUGGAUAGUAAUUUAGCAUUUUUGAAAGUUGUAACCUCCCUAGAUUGGCACAGUUGGUCAUUUGGGGCCAAUGGAAAGA
This is a messenger RNA of Momordica charantia (bitter melon), 2248 nucleotides long. The record is from RefSeq and is a predicted model, not a curated record. Lineage: Eukaryota; Viridiplantae; Streptophyta; Magnoliopsida; Cucurbitales; Cucurbitaceae.